Trematosphaeria pertusa is the source of this 2110-nucleotide messenger RNA. Its product is annotated as kinase-like protein. Bases 1 to 1983 code for a protein of 660 amino acids. Gene Ontology annotation, biological process: protein phosphorylation. The transcript is spliced from 3 exons. Gene Ontology annotation, molecular function: protein kinase activity; ATP binding. Lineage: Eukaryota; Fungi; Ascomycota; Dothideomycetes; Pleosporales; Trematosphaeriaceae. The record is from RefSeq and is a predicted model, not a curated record.
AUGCCUGGACCACCAUGGAAUACCGACUACCAGUACUUCUACCACGACGCAACGCAAUACAUACGCGCGAACUACCCGACAUGGAGCACUCCUGAGAUACGAUGGGCCAUCUCCGCACUGUGGGCGGGGGACCCCCCGACUCAGGCUUGGUACAGAGGAUGCGCGGGUCAAGCGCAGCCCCGCGGCCUACCGGUUCCUAAUCCAAUUCCAGCGAUACGGUUCACUGCGAAUGAUGUCACGAAUGUGAAGAAGGGACGGGGUCUUCCGGCGCCUGUACAGGCGUUUCUGAAUGGAGUAAGGGGUCCCCCAGCGGGACCGGUUCAUCCACCUCAAGCAGCAGUUCCUCCAGCAGCGCCUCCUCCAGCAGCGCCUCUAGCAGCGCCUCCAGCAGUGCCUGCUCAUCUGCCUCCCGUAGGCGGUGCGCACCCAGUAAUGCCUCCCCGCCCUCCAGCAGGAAGGGGUCAUGCUGGAAGAGGUCAUGCGCCUCCGGCGAGGGGAGCUUUAGGCGCUACUAUAGAUGCUACAGCUGCAGGUAUGGGUUCGGGACGUGGAAGGGGCCAAGAUGGUCCAGGUCCCAUUGUCAACGGGUCUUCAGACGGCGAAGCUCCCGCAGCGGCCUCUCAAGCGUACGUCGACCGCGUACCUUAUGGCUUCUGGCCACAACUCCCAUGGCCCUCAGAGGAUGAUAUUGGCCCAACACCCGAUCCGACAACUCAUGCUGCCGCCUGGAUGGCUACAAAGCCGUACAGAAAGGACAAGGACGAACGCCACUGGCAUGGAGUCCGCUUCCUAGGUAGAGGCGGAUACGGAUGUGCUGGGCUGUGGUGCGAGGAGGACAAAGAUGGCAACGUGAGCCGGCGCAUGGUCGUGAAAGAAACUACCAUAUCCAAUGCCUCCUGGCGCGACCCUCAGAACUGGCGUAAUCGACUUCCUAGGGAGAUCGCAAUCCAUAGGCGUGUCGGUAGUUCCCAGAGACGAAAUGAUCGAGAUGCCGGCUCACGUAGUCUGAUUCGACACUAUGGCUACCGGCUUAUGAUGCGGAAACGGAGGUACAGACUGUAUCUGGAGUACUGCGAAAGUAUGGACUUGCACUACGCUCUAACCACCCAGAACCGGCUCUGGAGUACCCAAAACAUCAAGCAUAGAUUGCCGCGGAAUGCGCAUUCGUAUAUUCCGGAGCAUUUCAUUUGGCAUGUUUUCCGGGAUCUUGUGAAUGCUUGCCUGGUGCUUCAAGACGGGCAGGUAGACGGCGGCCGGAUGAAAGGGUGGCGAAGCAUAACGCACCGAGAUAUAAAUCCAACAAACAUAUUCCUAGCUGAGAAAGAUAAACAUGGGUGGCCGCGGAUCGUACUUGCCGACUUCGGGCUCGCAUUUUACGAUAACGAAAAUGCAAUACCGGGGUGGUCUAACAACCCUGACGAUUGGAUAAUGCCGCAGGGGAGAGCUGAUGGUCGAUAUGCUCCAGUAUGUCGAGGGCGACAAUUUCCCGUCUCCACUGAACAAGAGCUGACAAGGUCCCAGGAGAUGACUCGAGAGUUUCAACCUCCGGUCACCAUCGGCGAAAAAACAGAUGUAUUCGGCAUCGGGUACGUCAUCUGGUGCCUUAUCGUGAAUCUGAUCUCCGACGAUGGCCCUCUGAGAGAGGAUAGAGAGUACGAAGACCCACAGACCAAGCUCAGAAAGUACGUCCCUAUUGCGUUCCGGAACUCCGGGCCAAAUACUGAGCGCACUGUAUUGAAUGAUCAUCCGGUGUAUGCUGCGUUCCCUGUUUCUCUGAACUAUCCACACAGAUUGAAGGAGAUAGUACGUCAGUGUCUAGAGUACGACGCCAAUACCAGGCCAACGCUACGCGCCUUGAAAGCCCAAGUCGACAACUGCUACCCGCCUGAUCAUAGAAUGUGGAAUGCCAGACCGCCUCUGAACAUGUUAGACAUGCGAGGUUUCGACGCUUCGGUUGGCGGGCCUAUGCCAAGACGAGCUUGAGGAGGAUAAGGGUGCUUCUUUCUUGUUGUGGUGGUUUAGUCAUAGUAUUGAGAGAAAUAAUAGAAGCGAUAUUCUCUCCGGCUCCAUAGACUCUGAUUUCCUUCACGAGGGCACAUUCUGAUUCGCC